Pseudo-nitzschia multistriata is the source of this 3688-nucleotide messenger RNA. The record is from the annotation of a GenBank genome assembly. NCBI's taxonomy places the organism in Eukaryota, Bacillariophyta, Bacillariophyceae, Bacillariales, Bacillariaceae.
ACUAUCAAAGAGAUUUGUCCCUAUGCAAAGAUCAGUGGUGGUAUCUCCAACUUGUCUUUUGGAUUCCGUGGUGUAACAAAGAUCCGCGAGUCUAUUCAUGCUGUCUUUUUGCAUCACGCCAUUCUUGAAUCUGGUAUGGAUGUUGGUAUUGUCAAUGCGCAUGAGAUGCUCAUGUACAGGGAGGUAGAUUCUGAUAUUCGGGAGUGUGCCGAAAACCUGAUCAUGAAUCUUGACGAUAAUGCUACUGAGAAAAUGCUCGAUCUUACGAAGAGGGAGAAAGAGGCCAUUGAACUUCGAAAGAAGGGAGGGGGUCCCAAAGUUGUGAAAAAGUCGUGGAGGACAGAAGCUCCGAAGAAGCGCUUAGAACAUUCCUUGAUCCAUGGUAUUUCUGAGUUCGUCGAUGGAGAUGUUGAAGAAGCAAGACAAGAAUGCAGUAAACCUUUGGAAGUCAUUGAAGGUCCACUGAUGGAUGGAAUGAAUGUCGUAGGUGAUUUAUUCGGAGCUGGGAAGAUGUUUCUUCCUCAAGUUAUCAAAUCCGCACGUGUCAUGAAGAAAGCCGUGGCGUAUUUGCUUCCAUUCAUGGACGAAGAAAAGAGACAGAAUUUGAUCGCGAAAGGACUCGAUCCUGACGAAGUCGACGAAAAUGAUGAUUCAAACUUUGCAGGAAAAGUUCUGAUGGCGACGGUGAAAGGUGAUGUCCACGAUAUUGGAAAGAACAUCGUUGCGGUGGUGCUAGGCUGCAACAAUUACAAAGUUUAUGAUAUUGGUGUGAUGUGUUCUUGUGAGCUUAUCCUGGAAAAAGCAAAAGAAUACAAUGUCGACGUUAUUGGUCUUUCUGGUCUAAUUACUCCAUCAUUGGACGAGAUGGUUACUGUCGCCAAAGAACUGUUCAAGGGCGGUUUCAAACAGCCACUUAUGAUUGGUGGAGCUACUACAUCGAAGAUGCACACGGCAGUGAAGAUCGCACCAAACUUCUUUUCCAGCGACCAUCCUGUUAUUCACGUCCUUGAUGCAUCUCGUUCAGUCACGGUUGUCUCUUCUUUGCUGGGCAAGAACAAGGCUGAAUUUGUUGAAGAUUUAGAAGAGGAAUAUGACGAAAUGAGAGAGGAUUACUAUGCUGGACUCGAGGACCGCAAUUUUUUGACUUUUGAUGAGGCGAAGGCCGAGAAGAAGGUGAUUGAUUUCGAUGCUGUUCCCCCCGCUCCUACCCCAAAUAAGCUCGGUAUUACUGUCAUUGAUUCUGUGAACCUCGCAGAUGUUGUUCCUUACAUCGAUUGGGUACGUAUAAAUACAUGUAGCAUAGUUCAAAUUUGUAUGUUUUUGCCAUUGAUUCUCACGCAUCCGAUUAUAUAUUUCGCUUGUCUUUCAUAGAAUCCUUUUUUCCAAACUUGGGAGUUGCGUGGUCGUUAUCCCAACCGUGGGUAUCCAAAGAUUUUCAAUGACAAGGCUGUCGGUGAAGAGGCGAAGAAACUUUUUGACGACGCUCAAGACAUGAUGAAGCAGAUUAUUGAAGAUGGAAGCAUGUGGUUGAAGGGAGUCACGGGUCUUUUUCCAGCCAACAGAAGCGAAUGUGGAGAAGACGUAGACGUCUUUGAAAGUGAAGAAGAUCGAGCGGCGGGAAAGAUCGCUGCCAAAUUCUGCAUGUUGAGACAACAAGCCGAAAAGGAAUCAGAUGAUCCGUACUUGUCCCAGGCCGAUUUCAUCGCACCAAAGGGUUACAGCGAUCACAUUGGUUUCUUCGCUGUUUCUUGCUUCGGUUGUGAUGCUCUUGUUACCAAAUACGAGUCCGAGAACGACGAUUAUUCGAAGAUUAUGGCCCAGGCGCUUGCGGAUCGUUUUGUAGAAGCCUUUGCCGAGUUCCUGCAUCGUGAAAUCCGUAUUGAUCUGUGGGGUUAUGCCAAGGACGAACAACUGGAUGAAAGCGACUUGCUGAAGGUAAAAUACGACGGAAUCCGUCCCGCCCCUGGAUAUCCUUCGCAGCCCGAUCACACCGAAAAAUCGACCAUGUGGGACAUUGUCAAGGUGAAGGAUAGCGCUGGCAUUGAGCUAAGUGAUUCCUUGAGUAUGAUGCCGGCGUCUUCUGUCUCGGCAUUAGUCUUUGCCCAUCCCCAGUCUGAAUACUUUGCUGUUGGGCAGAUUGGAAAGGACCAAGUCACAAGCUACGCAGAACGCAAAAAGAUGGAUCUUGAGCUCUGUGAACGUUGGUUGUCUCCCAUCCUCAACUACGAUCGUGACUAAGUCUAUUUUUCCUAGAUUUGAUUGGAUCACAACAACUAAAAUACAUCGAUUAUCGUGCAUUUCGAUGAGUAAGAAAGUAAGCUAAUUAUUUGAAUGUCAAACACAAUAUCAAGAAAACCACAUUGUUUUCAAGUUUUCGUGACGUGAAGAUUUGUCACCUCCGCGCAAUUUUAGGGUGCGUGAAGGAGCCAACGGAAGAUCAGUUCGAAUUUGAGGUUGAAGAGGAUUAUCGAUCGAUCAUUUUUGGUUAUUAUGUGUGGUUAGAGCGUUAUCUAUUCCCCGCAGGGUGGACCGUAGAAUAAAUCCAUAUGCUUCGAUGGUUCCUUGUUCGUUUCGGUCUCGAAUAUAUCUCUGGUGGAAACGGUCACUCUGUUUUCCAAACGAUGCAAGUUGCCUUCGGUAGAACCAUACUUUCUCUGUUGAACGAGAGUUCCAUAAAGGUAGCGUAGAUGUGCAAUAAUCUCUUUUCGUUGUGCCGUUGCUUCUUGUAGACGCCCAAUACUGUGGUAGAUGUUUUCCUUUUCGCUCAAGAGUUGCGGUCUAUUUUGUUCCUUCGAGGCCUUAUCGAUUUCGGGAAGGAUGAUCGCUUCGAUCGAUCGCAACGAAAGGCACCGCUUGGUCUCAUUUUGGAGCCUCCCUUCCAAAAGGGCCGCGAGCUCGAAAUUUAGAGGGUCCAUUUCACCAGAGUACUUUUCUGAGGUCUCUUGUUUGAUUCGGUCCAGCUGAGUAUCCGUCCGUGUGGCAUCGUAUCGCACACCAUUGUAUCAUAGAUUGAUGUUGAUAUUUCAGGUAAAAAUGUUGCGGGUGAGUGGUUCGACCAGGAUCUAGCGAUUGGCAACUGAUAAGAGCCUAGCAGAGAAAUAUUCUUUAUAGUUGCGUUGGAUUCUAGCUUCAUUUUCUGAACACUUACCAAAUUUGAGUGAUUGGUGCAAUCAUGGAUGGCGCGGAACUCGUUUUUCGUUAGUUGGAGGAUACGAGCCUCUUGUUCCUUGAGGAUUCCCAGCUUUUCCAUUCCCUGUCCGAGUCGUUCCUUGGCUUGGCGCCCUAAUUCAAUGAGAUGAUCGUGCUCCAUAUUAACACUUUGAUGUUCCUUUUGGAUUUGUUGGAGCUCUUUCUUUGCCAAAUUGUUCUCGCUCACGAAGGCUUCUUUUUGAUUAGAGAGUGCUGUGAACUGAUUCUGGAUUGAAUUGCUCUGAAUGAGGUUGUUGCUGCCACUUGAAAUAUUACUGGUAUUGACAAGACCGUUCGGAUUCUGCUGAAUUUGUAGCUGCUGUCGGUGAUGCUUGUUCUGGUUACAACUGAAAUCGUUUGGUUGUCGAGCUCGAAGACUGGUCAACGAUCGUGGUAUGUGAUUCUGAGACAAGGACUUCAUUGUGAAAAUUAUACAGUAGACGUAAAAUAGUAAUUGGAAUGGGUGUGAGGGGAUGAUGAAGAAAGCAAUGCUAGGUGC